AUGACUACUAUCUUCGCGCGCCCACCGCUCCAAUCGCUUCCUAUGGCCACAAACCGACCGACAACGCGACGAAGGAGCGCAAAACAAGCCUUCGAUGACGACGAUGCGCCGGCGCCAAAAAGAGCAAAGGCCGAGGUGAAUGGGUCGAGCAAAAAGGCGACUGCUGCGCCAAAGAAGACAGCAAAGACAGCUGCAUACGACGAGGACGAUGAUGGCUUCCAAUUUUCGCGUCGCACGUCAUCGCGAAGGACUACAAAGGCACAGGCUGCGCCAGCACCAGAACCGAUACCCGAGGAAAGACCAACGAAGCUCGCGCAAGCUGUCGAAGCGCAACCCGUCAAAUCAGCUGCGCGGAAGAAGAAACAAUCAAUCGCAGCAGCCGAUCCAGAAUCUUCAGACUCAGGAAAGCGACGGCGAUCAGCGCGCAUAUCUGCCGACAGUAGACAGUUAGAGGUACGACCGAAGUCCACAGAGCCUCUUCCAACGAAAACUCGCACGAAGAAGGCUGCACCAGUAGAGAAAGAGAGGAAGAAGCAGGUCACACCCCCACCAGAAGUACAACCGCAGCCGAAGAGCACAUAUGGAGAUGUACAAACACCAAGACACAAUGAGAUACAGGUCGCGAAGAAGCGCGAUCCCAACGCCCAAAAGAUCAUGCUGCCUUUUGCCGACACACCAGUUAUAACGAGAAACAAAGAGAUGCGGAAGGGCGGCAACAAGGACGGGUCAAGAAGGAGUAGCACAGGCCUGCGAGGGAGGAGAGCAAGUUCGCUGAUAGAUAGCGGACAAUCGAAUGGUGAGUCUGAACACGAUGCACAGACAAAACCCCCUAAGGCGCUACCCCAUUCCGAAGUCGAAGUACGAGAUUUCUACAAGUACAUCGAGCAAAGUCUACCCGAACCACGGCGGAUGAAGCAGCUUCUAACAUGGUGUGGAUCGCGAGCACUACCAGCGAAGCCAUCGGGCGACGUCAAGAACGCGAACGCGAUCAUGGCUGCGCGAGCCAUUCAACAAGAGCUUAUAGACGACUUUGCAAGCAAACCUGAGCUUUCGGACUGGUUCAGCAGGGAAGAAACAGCGCCACCACCUGUGGUGAAGAAGCCGAAUCCCCAGAAUGAGAUGAACAAAGCCAAAUUGGAGGAAUUGGAAGACGAAGUCAAGCGUCUCGAAGAUGAGAAAGCCGCAUGGGAAGCCAUUGCAUCAGCGUCGAAAGCUAGCCUUCCUCCGCCUGCACCUUCAAUACCCACUGCGGCACCCACACUAUCGGAUAUCGAUACAUCCCUCCUCGAUCCCGAGCAAGCCGCCAUAAUUUCCUCCCUCCAACUAUCACAACCACAGACCUCACCACAACCGCCGUCAUCAGCAUUCACAUUCACAUCGCCUACGGCACUACAAUCACAUCUCACAUUACUCGCCAACUCACUAGAACCGCACAUCGACCUCUUCGCAGAUGGUGUUCAUAAGAUCGAGCAGUAUCGCGCUACAGCAGAAAAGGUAGCGGAUUGUGUGCUAGGGACAGCGGCAAAGAGGCUAGAGGAGCGAGAUCGGGAGGCAAAGGAAAGAGUCGGAACAGAAGGAGUUGGUGUAGGCGACAUACUGAGAGGCCUUGCAGGCGUACUCAGGGAGCAAUAG
This is a messenger RNA of Alternaria postmessia, 1632 nucleotides long. RefSeq lists its product as uncharacterized. The transcript has 4 exons. The coding region runs from base 1 to 1632 and encodes 543 amino acids. Lineage: Eukaryota; Fungi; Ascomycota; Dothideomycetes; Pleosporales; Pleosporaceae. Gene Ontology annotation, cellular component: MIS12/MIND type complex. The record is from RefSeq and is a predicted model, not a curated record. Gene Ontology annotation, biological process: cell division; mitotic sister chromatid segregation.